Molecule: messenger RNA, 1748 nt
Organism: Arabidopsis arenosa
Lineage: Eukaryota; Viridiplantae; Streptophyta; Magnoliopsida; Brassicales; Brassicaceae
Source: the annotation of a GenBank genome assembly
AACAGAGAGAACAGAGUCGACUCCGACACAACAUGAAACCAGAACUUCCUGGGUUUUAUUACGACGAGGAGAAGAACAGAUAUUUCCCCAUUAAAGGUCCUAUACCUGGUGCAAAGUCUUCUUCUUCUUCAAGAACGAAACAAAAACCAGACCCAAAGCCUGAACAGGAAAUUAAUUAUCAGAAGAGGACUAAACUAAAAGCAUUGAAGCUAGUUUAUUCCCGAGAGUUAAAUGGCAAUGUUAUUCCUGUCAAUAAGAAGAUGUCUAACUUCAAGGACGAGAUUCAAAAGACACAAGCUUCUUAUCCUGUGGUGUGGAGAUACGGUUCCACAGAACACAUUGGCGAAACUGCUUUGAAACAGUUUCAGGUUGAUGUACAAACAUCUGUAGGCUUGACCAGAAAGAACAUCCUAGUAGCAGGCAGUGCUGGUGGUUGUUUGAGCAUUCUAAGAGUUUCCAAAGAUAGACAAGUAUACGAUGGUGUAAUCGAGUGUGAUCCAGUUUCUGUUCUUCCUCGCAAAGAAAACAAUACAGAAGAACGGGAAGCACCUGAGUAUAUAUGGAAACCUCCGCAACCUUGUCUGGUCGCCUUAUCUACUAUAUCUUCUAUUGAGUUAAUUGGAAGAUCUGAUGCAUCUGAAAACUCCCACCCCGUAAACCGGGCAUUGAUAACUACACUGGGAUCAACUGGCCGUGGGUCGAUUUUUAUCUUAAAUGUUGCUGAGGAAGUGAACAUACUUACUACGCGAAGCCUCCAAGGGAAUGUUUCCUCUGAAUGUACCAUUUGGACAGCUGAUUGCAAUAUAAGUGGGAGUCAUGCAGCUAUUGGUACCGACUUAGGAGCUGCUUUGGUUGAUUUGGAAACAGGAAAAGGUUCAUACUUUCUCCGAAGCAAAAGCGAUGUUUUUGCUCUACAAUUUCAUCAAUCGGGAAACAUUGUUCAUUGCGGACUCAGAAAUGGAGCCAUUGUGUCAGCUGAUCUACGUGAGAGACCAGGGAGACCUUUUCCAAGGCUCACUAGACACCAGAUACGAUAUCAAUCAUCGAGUAAAACUGGUCAAACUACUACAAAUAAACAAUGGUUUGAGCUCCAAGGAAACAUAAACCCGUCUCAUGUAAUCUAUAUGCCGUCAUCUCUUACAUGCUUGAAGACACUAAAAACUUCGGAUCAGUACUUAAUGGCAAGCUCCAUGGAUGGAACAAUCAAGCUAUACGAUCAACGCAUGGUUAAAAGAGGGGUCGGUGUACAGACAUAUGAAGGACAUGUAAAUUCUCAUACUCGCAUUGAAUUUGGCAUUGACCCGUCAGAACAAUUUCUUUUGUCAGGAGGAGAUGACUGCUAUACUCGCAUUUGGAGUAUCAAAUCUGGUCAACUUAUGUCUGAAAAUAAAUUCUCCAACUCUGUCCCUUCAGUUGUGUGUUGGUCUACUGAUGAAAGACAAAGAGACCGGAAAGAUAGCAUUGGUCAUGGGGCAUGGCUUGGAUCUCGCGAAGCAAUAUUCAACUUGUUGUAAGAAAGAUUUAGGACAAUGGAAGCUAUUGCUAGAGAUCAUAUUCAAUAGAAUGCAGCAGAACCAUGAUUUUGAGGAUAGAAAGUUACUUUCUUUUAGCCUUGUAACAGUAAUAAUAGAAUCAGUUGUUUUGAAAUUGUAAAGAAGACAAAAUACUUCUGUUCAGUUUUGUUCUUCCUUCCAUCUUCAAUGCUAAUGAGUUUGGAAAAGGCUCUUCAAUCAAACGCUGGAUUUAGU